Molecule: messenger RNA, 1648 nt
Organism: Lutzomyia longipalpis
Lineage: Eukaryota; Metazoa; Arthropoda; Insecta; Diptera; Psychodidae
Gene: Jasper
Product: PC4 and SFRS1-interacting protein
Exons: 7
Coding region: 132-1376 (414 amino acids)
Biological process (GO): regulation of transcription by RNA polymerase II
Cellular component (GO): nucleus
Molecular function (GO): transcription coregulator activity; double-stranded DNA binding
Source: RefSeq, a predicted model, not a curated record
CCAUAUUGGAUUCACAAAAGUCUGUUGUCCGGGCGCUUAAUGCUCCAGUCUCAACAAAUUUGUGACAUUUUCCGCAUUUCCCGCGUGGAUUUCGUGUAAUUUAUCAUUUGGUGAGGUGUGUGGUGACCACGAUGGCGAAGAAGGACAGGAACUACAAGAUUGGGGAUUUGGUAUUUGCCAAAGUCAAAGGUUACCCGCCAUGGCCGGCAAAAAUUGAGAAAAUUAUGGGCAAGAGCAAGUUCAGCGUGUAUUUCUACGGGACUGGAGAAACGGGGCACAUUAAGCCGGAAGAUCUUUUUUUGUACGUGGAGUACAAAGCAAAGUUUGCAACAGAGCGUAUUAUGAAGAAGCCAUACUUCAAGGAAGCCGUGGAGCAGAUUGAGGAUGCCCUGAAAGGCAAUGAUUCGGGACCAAUUGCCGUGGCAGCGGCACCGGAGGUCAAUACAGCAGAUGACACGGCUCCCACGGACUCGAGUCUCCUCGAGCCGGAGGAGAAAGUCGUGGAAGUGCCGCAAGUGGAUGUGAAGCCCUCGCCGAAGGCAAAACCGGAAGCUAAGCAGCCCGCAAAGAAGGGACAAGGGAAGAAGCAGGUGAACAAUGAGGUUAAGAAUGAGGUUGCACCACCUGCCGACAAGACACCCAUGAGUCCGCCCAAGGACAAUGGGGCUGAGGCUGCUGCAGAGGUGCCUGAAGUGAAGAGUCGCAGUGGGAGGAAGAUUAAGCCGAAAAAAUAUCUUCUGGAAGAAUUGGAAGAGGAAGUUGUGUCACCGCCCAAGAGGAAAGCCAGUUCACUUGAUAAUACAAAUGCCGACGUGAAGCCCGCAAAAAUCCCCAAAACUGACGUUCAAUCGCCCAAUCAGAAGGACAUGUAUGGAGAAUUAAAAAUCCAUUUGAAGAAUCAGACAAAGCUCAUUGACCUGACUACGAGAAUUAAGGCAACUGUGGGGUUACAGCGUGCAAACCCAGAUGCGUGCGUGAAGCUCCUGGAGGAGUACAAUGAUGUGCAAAUUACCCCAAUAAUGUUGCUCAAGAAUCCCAUGUGUGUGGAGACGGUGAAGCGCCUCCGGAAGUAUGUGGGGAAUGUGAAGGAAUGGGUGAUGUCGGAUCAGGAGAAGGAGGAAUUUGAGCACAGUGCCACUGAAGUCCGGAAGCUCUCUCAGUCCAUUUACACGCAAUUCAAGAAAAUGUUCAAUAAUACCGAUGGAAUACCAUUCUGGGAGUUCUUCACGAACCAACUGCAGCUUUUCGAUGCAGCCACAAAGUCCCUUAGCGCGGAGGAGAUUGUUCAGAUUAUGGACAUGCCGGAAGGUCAGAAGCACAUUGUAGCUGUUCCAGCCACAAAUGAUAAGUCAACAAAAGAAAAUCAGUUCAAUUAAAUGCCUUCAUAGACUCCCAACGAUUUCCCGGAUUCUUCUGCCAUGAAAAUGGAUGCCGAGCAGGAUGCAACGGUGACAAAUUCAACUGCAGCAGAUCCCUAAAUAAUCACACCUGUGAUGUGAUUUAUCUUAUUUUCAAGUUACAAAAAAGAAAUGAAUAUUGUUGAAUUACACACACACACUCUGAAUUAAAAAAAAAACAAAUUUAAAAAAAAUCAAGAAUUUGAUUCCAGGAGGAUUUUAGAGAAGAGAAUAAAUUUUAAGGAGCUAAA